Messenger RNA from Paecilomyces variotii, 1354 nucleotides. RefSeq names its product carboxyphosphonoenolpyruvate mutase. The record is from RefSeq and is a predicted model, not a curated record. Gene Ontology annotation, molecular function: catalytic activity. The transcript has 4 exons. Bases 147 to 1103 code for a protein of 318 amino acids. NCBI's taxonomy places the organism in Eukaryota, Fungi, Ascomycota, Eurotiomycetes, Eurotiales, Thermoascaceae.
AUCGAUCUUUUAUCAAAGUUCUUACGUUUCAUCCUAACUUCUAAAUAAGGGAUUCUGAUAGCAGUGCGCCCCCCUCGUAGUACAUCAUUCUAGCAAAAGUCAGGUACAUACAACAAGACUGUUAAGAGUUCGUACAGCCAUCCAGAAUGCCUCCAGUCGAACUUAAGCGUGCCUCAACGCGGUUGCGCGAAGCUCUUAAAGGAGAUCGAUGUCUCAUCGGACCCGGUGUCUUCGAUGGCAUCUCCACACGAGUCGCGGACCAGGUCGGCUUCGACUUCCUCUACCUCGCUGGUAGCGGUUCUACAGGCUCCUACUGCGGUGAGCCAGAUCUGUCUGUGAUGACCCAGACGGAAUUCUUCAACCUGGCGCAGAUGAUCACCACUCACACCGACAAGCCGGUAAUUGCGGAUGCUGAUACUGGAUUUGGUGGUCCUUUGAACAUCGCCCGUACGAUACGGUUGUACGAGCAUGCUGGCGUUGCGGGAUGUCAUAUUGAGGACCAGGUAUUCCCCAAACGUUGCGGUCAAUUGAAGGGGAAAGAUGUUGUUGAUACUGCCGUCUUCAUCGAACGGAUUCGUAGUGCCGUCGAAGCUCGUCAGGAUCCGGACUUUGUCAUCAUCGCCCGUACAGAUGCCCGACAGGCUAACAGGUAUGGAGGUCCGAAGGCCUCCCGGGAGGCGUUUGAAGAGGGCGUCAAGAGGCUCAAGGCUGCAUUGGCGGCGGGUGCUGAUAUGGCAUUCAUGGAAUCGCCGCGAUCAGAGGAGGAAUGUAAGAUUCUGGUUAAGGAGAUGGGAGACAAGCCAGUUCUGAUCAAUGUGUUGCCGAAUGGUCUAACUCCCAACUUCACUACUGAUGAUUGUACCCGUCUAGGCUUCAAAGCAGCCAUCUACCCGUGCACGGGAUUCAUUCCUGCCAUGCUGGCCAUGCAGCGUUCCUAUGGUGCCCUGAAGGAGAAAGGCACUGACCUGCAUGUCUGUGAAGGGCAGACUAUCAAGCAUUUCUUUGACCAGUUGGGUCUGGAAAAAGCGUGGGAGUUUGACAACGCUAUCGAAGAAUUUUCCAGAAGGGAGAUUGAGGAUAUCAGUAAGGGCCAGGAGAGUUAAGUGACUGCCAGCUCGUGAUGAGAAUACCAUAUCUAUGUCAGUUACGCCGGUUGUCACAUUCUAUUGAAAGAGAAAAACGCAUAUCUUGAGUCUUCUAAUGUCUCUGAUUUCAUUACAUCCAUACUGUCCUAAUAUCCUAAUACAUAUUUUUUGCCCAACGUAACUGAUACUACAAAAUACGCUGAGGCCCCAAGUUCUACCCAUGCCAUUCUAUGUAUGAUGAACAUUUCAAGACUCCAGUCCUUCCAUAU